UUCUGCGGUGAUUUGAAGUUCCUUUAUGAAUAAAUACUUGAAACAUUUCCAAAAAACAGUUCCUCUCUGCAUAAAUAGUGGCUACACAAACACAGAUGAGGAACACAACACAGUCCACCACGGGAGAGAAACUAGUGUUAGAUUAUUGACACUGAAACUGUCAUAAAGUGAACAAAAAUAUAGAAAAGGGAAAAUGAACAGAGAACAUGGGAAAAGCGUCAAUGAUAUCUAUGAAAAUGACGUUACAAAAGAUAAUUUUGGAAAAAGGACCACAGACAGUCACACAACGAGAAUCCAGUCAUCUGAACUCACAGGAAGUGAUGAUGUGACGAUCAGAUACUCCAGAGCAGCUGCAGUAGUGUUUGUGCUGCUGUGUGUUCUUCUGCUGACUGCACGCAUAAUACUGUGUGCCACCUUCACUCAAGAGAGACAACAGCUACUAACUAAGAUCACCAACCUCACAGAAGAGAGAGACCACCUACAAACCAACAAUAUGAACCUCACAGAAGAGAGAGACCAGCUGAAAUCAGAAAGAAAUGAACUUCAGAAGUGUUUUGCGGAUGGAUGGAAGUGCCAUCAAUCCAGUCUUUACUUCAUUUCCUCUGAGAUUAAGAACUGGACUGAGAGCAGAAAUUACUGUACAGACAGAGCAGCAGAUCUGAUCAUCAUCAACAACACAGAGGAACAAGAUUAUGUGAAGAACUUUUCUGGUGGUUCUGAUCGUUUCUGGAUUGGUCUGACUGAUAUUGAAGUGGAGCGCAGAUGGAAAUGGGUUGAUGGCAGCACACUUACCUCUGAGUUCUGGGCGCCUGGAGAGCCAAACAAUAUUCAGGGAAAAGAGGAAGACUGUGCUCUGAAUUAUUCAGCAGGAUGGGCGGAUUAUCCAUGUGAUUAUAUGUCUAAAUGGAUCUGUGAGAAGAGUGUUCUUAAAUGACAUCUGAAUGUGAAAAACAACAGCGAUGUUUCUACAGACUGAAAAAAAUAUCAGUAAUACACUGAUAUAAUAGAAAUGUUCACACAAACAGCAUUGUUCCAAUACUCUUCACCAAAAUUAUCAUAAUUUUAGUUUUAUUAUUCAGGACAUCAGUAAAGUUUAUUUUGAACUGUGACUCUUUGUAAUUUCUUGCAGCUUUUUGUAACAACUACAUUAUGACAAUAAACCUACUUGACGGUGA
This is a messenger RNA of Cyprinus carpio (common carp), 1175 nucleotides long. Its product is annotated as CD209 antigen-like protein C. NCBI's taxonomy places the organism in Eukaryota, Metazoa, Chordata, Actinopteri, Cypriniformes, Cyprinidae. The record is from RefSeq and is a predicted model, not a curated record.